AUGUUCCCGAGACAGCGGGAGCUUCCCACGCUCCAGCCUUCUCCCGGGGAAAAUACUCCUCUGCUCGCUGAAGUCCCCUGCCGAGGUGCCCGUGUCACACUUGUUCGCGGGAGCGAGAGCUGUUGGCAGCAAGGCUUUCCCAAAAUCAGGCGCCCGAGUCACGGGCUGCUGCCUGACCGGCAUUCACCUCUGUUUCUCUGCCGCUUGAGGCUUUUAAACCUCGUCUCUAACUUCGUGAGGUUCGGAGUGAUUAUUUGCACUCAUCCAGAUCCCCCAGCCAGUAGUGCUGAGCGGAAGCGAUGGUGGACCGCGGCAGCACUGAGGUUGCAAGAGCUGCAGGUUUUGCUGAAGCGGAGCCCAGCCGAUGCCCACCUGCUUUCUCAGCGGCCUGUCUGCAGGCUAUGUGUUCUAAAAUUGUUGCUAGUAACAAUCCUUGUAGUGGAAGGGAUUGCCGUUGCACAGAAGACACAAGGUGGGCAAAAUAUUGGAGUGAAUCGCAUUCCUCCUACCCAGUGUGACAAUUGGGUACGGACAAGUAAUGGAGGACAUUUUGCUUCACCAAACUACCCUAACAUGUACCCACCAAAUCAAGAGUGCAUCUAUAUCUUAGAAGCUGCUCCACGACAAAGAAUUGAGUUGACCUUUGAUGAACCUUAUUACAUAGAACCCUCAUUUGAAUGUCGGUUUGAUCAUCUGGAGGUUCGAGAUGGACCUUUUGGUUUCUCCCCUCUCAUUAAUCGUUACUGUGGUCUGAAAAGUCCUGCACUAAUUAGAUCAACAGGGAGGUUUAUGUGGAUCAAGUUUACUUCUGAUGAGGAGCUGGAAGGAAAGGGAUUUCAAGCAAAGUACUCAUUUAUACCAGAUCCUGACUUCACUUACCUAGGAGACUGCCAAUUUGAGCUCUCAGGAGCUGAUGGAAUAGUACGUUCCAGUCAAGUAGAACAAGAAGGAAAAACAAAACCGGGACAAGCAGUUGACUGCAUAUGGACAAUUAAAGCUACUCCAAAUGCUAAGAUUUAUUUGCGAUUUCUCGACUAUCAAAUGGAACAUUCAAAUGAAUGCAAAAGAAACUUUGUUGCUGUGUAUGAUGGAAGUAGUUCUAUUGAAAACCUGAAGGCAAAAUUUUGCAGCACCGUAGCAAACGAUGUCACGCUGCAGACUGGGACAGGUGUGGUACGAAUGUGGGCGGAUGAAGGCAGUAGACUAAGCAGAUUCAGAAUGCUGUUUACUUCAUUCGUGGAUCCUCCCUGCUCAGGCAACACUUACUUCUGCCAUAGCAACAUGUGUAUCAAUAAUUCUUUAGUCUGCAAUGGCAUUCAAAACUGUGCAUACCCUUGGGAUGAAAAUCACUGCAGAGAAAAGAAAAAAAAUGGAUUGUUCGAACAAAUCACCAAAACUCAUGGAACGAUCAUUGGCAUCACGUCAGGGAUUGUUUUAGUUCUUCUCAUCAUUUCAAUUCUAGUACAAGUAAAGCAGCCUCGCAAAAAGGUUAUGGCUUGCAAGACUGCUUUCAAUAAAACUGGUUUCCAGGAAGUAUUCGAUCCUCCACAUUAUGAACUAUUUUCACUAAGGGACAAAGAAAUUUCUGCAGAUUUGGCAGAUUUAUCAGAAGAACUUGAAAACUAUCAGAAAAUGAGACGCCCUUCAACAGCUUCCAGAUGCAUUCAUGACCACCACUGUGGCUCCCAGGCCUCUAAUAUAAAACAAAGCAGGACAAACCUCAGCUCCAUGGAACUUCCCUUUCGCAAUGAUUUUGCGCAGCCUCAGCCAAUGAAAACAUUUAAUAGCACAUUCAAGAAAAGUAGUUACACUUUCAAACAAGCGCAUGACUGCCCUGAGCAAGUCAUAGAAGACAGAGUGAUGGAGGAGAUUCCGUGUGAAAUCUACGUUAGAGGAAGAGAAGAUACAGCACAAGGUUCAUUAUCUAUUGACUUUUAAUUUCUUAGUGAAGGUGGUAUCAGUGUAUAUACCAGAUGCUUGUGUAUAAUGACAGUGUAUAUAUUGAAAGUGUACCAUAUGCAGCGUGUGAGAUGCACACACUUUUAGGUUAUUAUAUUCAUUUGAAAAAAACAAAGUCUUCGUAACUAAUUCUUGCUGAAAAAUGGUGGAUUUCCUCCCAUAUUCCCAAGCUACCUAUCUAGUGGAGGAGUAAGACAGAGACUUUGCAUGGAUAUUGUAAGUUAAGGAUAUUGGAAGAAAAACACCCAACAACUACUAAUCAUUGAACACUGAAAACAAUGACUACUAUUCUCUUCCUCAUAUCAUUUUAUCUUCUUCGGACGUCUGCUUUUCAAGACAAUUUUAAUACCUCAGUUACAUAAAUAAAAGUAGUUAAGUGCA
This is a messenger RNA of Pelecanus crispus (Dalmatian pelican), 2340 nucleotides long. NCBI's taxonomy places the organism in Eukaryota, Metazoa, Chordata, Aves, Pelecaniformes, Pelecanidae. The record is from RefSeq and is a predicted model, not a curated record.